Messenger RNA from Haliotis rufescens (red abalone), 4515 nucleotides. RefSeq lists its product as uncharacterized. NCBI's taxonomy places the organism in Eukaryota, Metazoa, Mollusca, Gastropoda, Lepetellida, Haliotidae. Gene Ontology annotation, molecular function: cell-cell adhesion mediator activity. Gene Ontology annotation, biological process: homophilic cell-cell adhesion; axon guidance; dendrite self-avoidance. Bases 57 to 2726 code for a protein of 889 amino acids. The transcript has 9 exons. The record is from RefSeq and is a predicted model, not a curated record. Gene Ontology annotation, cellular component: plasma membrane; axon.
CUUAUGCCAACUCCACUCUGGUUCACGAAGGACACAAUGCUUUUAUUACUUGGAAGAUGCCGUUGGUUGAGGACGUAUUCUAUGUAUAUGCCCCUAAACAUAUACUCCUCCUGGAAAUAAACUCUACUAAAGUCUACAUCUGGGAUGCCUACUGGUCGAGAGUCAAGAUGACGAAGAUAACAACAUCAGCUGAUUCUGUCGUCAUCCAGUUCUGGCUACACAGUGCAACAUCAGAGGAUGCGGGAAGAUACUACUGUUACAAGAAAAAUCGGGUUGACAGCGUUCGCGAUUGUUCUCAUAUUUUGUAUGUACAAGGUAUCCAGGAUCCAUAUAUCGUUACCUCUGGUCCUAUUCGUGACAAGGCCGUUGUAAACCUGACAUGUUGUUCCUAUCUCCGGAUGUGGCUUUGGGAUACUUCUAAAAGAACAGUCAUGAACUGGAUGAAGAAUGGGAACAACCUGCAGAAUGACGAUAGACAUCUCAUAACAGACCUGAUCAGAGGCAGGGACUAUUUUUGGAAGAGUACUUUGACCACCAUGGACUUUAACGAAGACGACAAGAUAGAUCACUUCUCCUGUAAUAUACAUCUGGAAUACGGAUUAAUGUCUGUCUGGAGUCCUGAAGUUAGUCUAUCAGCAAACUUUUCUCAACUGCUGCACAAACACUACGUUGUGGCUCAGGAAGGAGAAAAUGCCUCACUGAUGUUGGAAGCUCCACGAUCAGAUGGCUGGUUCAGUGUUAAAAACUCGAAAACAGAUCAAAUCUUUUUUUCUGUUGAUGGCAUCAAAGUCAAUGUUUCGUCGUCAUACCGUUCAAAGAUAAAGAUAAGAGGAAUUGUUACCUUCGAUGGCGAUCGGGUCAUAGAAUUCAGCAUCAUGAACACCACAUCAACAGAUGCUGGAUUCAUGACCUGUCACUGGAAGAAUUUCAAUGGUGAACAAUUUGUUUCACAAUGUGGACAGAUGCUUAUCGUGUUACGAAAACCAGCUAAACCAAACAUCAGUGUCACUGUCAGCACAGACAAGAUCGUUUUUACGUGCGAAACCAACUCUUCCAGUUUACCUCAUGACCAUGACAUUUCAAUGAUAUACACGUGGCUCAGAAACGGACAAGUUGUUGAGAAUGGGGGAAGGUACCACUUCUCGGGACACACCAUGGCUGUGACAGAUGUAAGGCAGGAGGACCUGGGCAACUAUUCAUGCCAGGCUACAGAGGAACAAGGCCUGGCUUCAGACUGGAGUGAUACAUCUCCCGAGAUGCUGCCAAAACCUGAAGUUCAAGAACUAACAGUGAAUGGAACAGCACACACAACUGUGAAAGACAGUCAAGUUGUCGUCUUCAGGUGUACAGUUGAUGGUUAUUCAUCCCAGGUUGUAUAUCUUAUUCAGGAAAGCAGCUUGGCAACAGUAAAUAUGUCCAGAAAACAACAGAAUGUGUAUGAACAUGCUAUGGUUGUAAGGACGUGUUCCCAACUUGGAGUGUACUUUUGUAGCACCACAAGUGUUGCUGGCACAGUAGAAGAGAAACAACAUGCAGUUGUCUUGAACGGAAUGCCACAACAACAAGCAUCAAAUGUGUUUGUAACCUACGGAAAACCUCCAUCAGUCACAAUCAGGCUUACACUGUGUUCAUACCCAGGACCUUCAAAAACAAAAUGGCGUUUCACACAGUCUGGAAAUCUAAGAGACAUCACUGACAUGACAAAGUAUCAUCUGGCAGCCAAGAAUAAAAAACACAAUGUGUUUGACUAUUCGCUUGUAAUUAAUAGUAUCAGCGAUGUAGACUUCGGGGCAUAUAUAUUCAGUGUUGAGUAUAAUGAAACGACAUUCGAUUUCUUCAUUCCUGCAUCCAAACCAUUAGAGGCGAGCCUUCCUCUUGUUGUUGGCUGUUCUGUUGGGGCUGUGAUUAUAACCAUCGUCGUAACUGCUGGUGUGAUACUUUCUCGUCUCAAACAGUUCAGAGACUACUGGAAUUUGAAGUUACGCCGAUCGCACAUCACACCAAUGCAAAAUAUGUCAGAAAAUAUUGAAUAUCGGGGAUAUGCUGAAAUUGACGAUGCUGGUAUAUCUGAACAUGACACUGAUAACACUAUGCAGCCUGUUGUUACCAUCCCGGGUGAUGACAACAUUCCAUCUGCAUCUGGUUCAAGAAACGAGAGAGAAAUAGAAACUAUAGAACUAAGCUCCGGGAGAGUGGAUGAGGAUGAGGAUGGGGAAUACGAAGAAGUGAGACCACUACAGACUACCAGCUGUGAGGCACAAGAUGAACAAGAAACGAGUGCUCAAGUGCAGCAACAUGACAACAUUGAGGAAGUCGUUAAAAGUGAGAUGAUCAUGUCGGUGCCUGGCUCCAGCCCUCAUUCAACAUCCAGUAGUGAUGUUACAGAUGUAUCGGCUGAUGGAAAAGCAUCUGGAGAUAUGGCAGUAGGGAUUAUUACUGUGUUUGCAGAAACAAGUUUUAUCACCCAUGAAGCUAAUGAAACAUUGAAUGCUCCUGUCAUUAAUGUUGGUAUGGAACAGUUACCUGCGACCAUGGAAAUGUCUUCUGAUAUGAAGAUGGAAGCAAACACUACAGUAGCAGAUGAGACCUUAAUUGAAGGAAGAGAGGAUGAUGCUGACAUUGCACCAGGUGGAUUAACUGACAACAGGUAUGACAGUCUGAUGCCACACCCUCCUCUGGAUAGUUACACAGCUUUGGAAACUGUUGAUGAUAUAAUGUAUGAUUAGUACUUCGCAUUUCGGCGGAUCGUGUGGCACAGUCCUCUGAGGUGCCGCAAUUGCCACUAGAAAUCUGUGGUAGUGGAUUCGAAACCCGGUUCGCCCUCAUUAUGUUUCAAAGUUCCGAUGCCUAUAUCACUUCGGGCUUUCCUCUCAUAUUAAGCUAAUAUAACUGAAAUACUGUUAAAAGGUGCAUUAAAACAACUCACUCAAUCUGGCUAUAUUUCCAAAUAUGACGUUUUGAAAGCUGAGUUGUUUAGCAUAAUGAAGAACACUUUCAUACCUCAUUGCCCUCUUGCUUAAUAAAUUGUCAUUGUAAAUAACUCUGAUAGUGAUCUUAAAAUUGUGAAAUUGAUAAUGUUUCCCUGAUUAGAAUGUUGAAUAGUUCUGUUCUAUCACAUAAUUUCCAGAAUAAACAGUUGAUUUGUAGGUCGACAGGGAUAUCCAUAAAGUGAACUCUAAGAGCGGUAAGGCUUUCCUAGUUGUGUAAGGGUUCCAUAAAAAAUAUUGAUUUUAGUUUCACUUUUUAGGAACCAGUUUUACAGAAAUCCAGUCAAUAGAUACUUUAGCUUUGCUACUGGCUGUCGUUUGCAUUCGGGUAUUCCUUCUGAUUACGGGGAAUUGCGGAUACGCAAACACGUUUCGUUAAGGAGGCUCUUUAGUUGCUUUUUGUAUGUUACACAUGUUCUAACGGUUAUUUUGAUGUGUUGAUUGGCAUGAUACUAUUUGGAUUUGCCUAAGCAUCAUUCAUAUAAGUUACUUCUUUUGCAAAACUAAAUUUAAUUAACAUAUAUGCAACCACAUGAUUUCUUGAUAUGUACGUGUAUAGUUGUGUAAAUAUUUGUCACGCCCAGGGGUCUUUGCUCUGAUCUUAAAACGCUUUGAUUAAUCAUACUUAUAUACAUAUGUGACAUAACGGUUCCGUUUGAUUCGUUUACAAAAUAGUAUACCAUGGCAGCAAUGAACAACUCAGGUUGAAGUAUAUCAAAGAUUUCGAGAUUAUCACCAAACGUUUAGAUAUCAACUCUAAUUUGAGAAAAGUAUACUUGUUCACAGAAACCAUAUGCAAUGAUUGCUUCUGGUAACCACCAUACAAUAUGAAAAUAUAUUGUUUUUUAGAUCUCGAAAGCGUUUGAACGCAUAAAGAAGCAUUGAGAAUUGAGCAUCACAUUUGGUUGACUUGGUAAAAUGUUUAAAUUGUGAAUGUAAUGGACCUCACACAAAAGUCAGAUUUGGCUUUUUUCGAUCGCACACAAAUGUCACACAAGGUAAUAAUGAUUUCAUAGUUGAGGUAAAAUGUUGCCUGUUAUGUUUUAGAGUGUUUUUUGUGUUUCAGUACACUUAAUUUAUAUCCUCGAAAUCAGAUAAAAUCAGUAACUGGCGUCGACAAGACGACAGAGUGCAUUGUAUCCUCAGUUGUGCUUUUUGCAUUUUAAGAAUAAAAUGUACAAAUACAUGUCUUUUUUUAUUCAAAUAUUACCAAGCGUUAUUGACAAUCUACAUUUUGUAGCUUGAAUAGAUUACAUUACACACAACGCAUUACUGGGUAGUCAUGGUUUUUGAUUACGCCUAACCUUGCUUGUAUAUGCGCACCAAAAUACACAAUGCCUCUGGUGAGCCACGUGGUAGGCUUUCUUUGCUCUAAAUGGUAUUUGUAUAUGAUUAUUUUGAUAUUUGCAAUUAUCAAAACACUCAUAAUGAGCCGUCUCCAUUUUCAAUUUAGAUUUAUGCGAUUGUACUUAAUCCGUCAAAAAGCCAAAUACAAAUUUACUGCAUUUACAGUAUGUUUCUGGAUUAA